AUGAAUACAAUAACAAGUAAAAUGCCUGUUGUAGAAGUACCUUCUGAGCAACGCGCGAAAUGGUUUCGAGAACAACCAAAUAUUCAUGUCGGAGAUAUUGUACUAAUUGUCGAUAGCAAUUUACCACCACUAGAGUGGCGUUCAGGUAGAGUUCAAGACGUGCAUCCCGGCAAAGACGGUGUAGUGCGCGUGGUCACCCUACGCACUACUAAUGGACUCCUUAAGAGACCAGUAAAUAAACUGUGUCCUCUACCUUUAAAUCAAUAA
This is a messenger RNA of Parnassius mnemosyne (clouded apollo), 267 nucleotides long. NCBI's taxonomy places the organism in Eukaryota, Metazoa, Arthropoda, Insecta, Lepidoptera, Papilionidae. The record is from the annotation of a GenBank genome assembly.